AUGCUUUCUUUAUUUCUUUCUAUAUAUUUUAUUUAUUCUUUAUAUCUAAAAAAAUCUUCUUUCAAACUUUUAAUCAUUACUUUUUCAUCCUCUUCCUUUUUAAUUUCCUCUCCCUUUCUUUCUUUCUUUCUUUCUUUCUUUCUUUCUUUCUUUCUUAUAUUUCCACUUCCAUUCUUUAACUCUUUUAAAUAUGUUUUUCAUUCUUUUCUUCUAGCUUUCUUCCUUUCUUUAUUUCUCCUUCCUUUCUUUAUUUCUCCUUACUUUCUUUAUUUCUCCUUCCUUUCUUUAUCUCUGAUAUCCCCCCUAAACCCAUCCUUUCCUUUUUUUAAUAUAUUCUUUUCAUUCUCUCAUUUUUUGUGGCGGGUCCUCUUCCUUUCUUAUGUUUUUUUUUUUAUAAAUAGAUACACUAUGUACGUACAUAUCUAUCUAUCUAUCUAUCUAUCUAUCUAUCUAUCUAUCUAUCUAUCUAUCUAUCUAUGUCAGUCUGUUCAUUAUCUAUCUAUCUAUCUAUCUAUCUAUCUAUCUAUCUAUCUAACUUAUCUUUAUUAUCUAUCUGUCUGUCUGUCUAUCUAUGGAUAUAAUGUCAUUCUUAAUUCUGUCACUAUCUAUCUAUUUGCCUGUAUCUCUAUCUCUCUCGGACAACCCCAUCCAUCCAUCUAUCAUCAUCUAUCCAUCCAUCUAUCUAUCUAUCUGUGUCUGUUCAUAUCCAUCCAUCCAUCCAUCUAUCCAUCCAUCUAUCUAUCAUAUCCAUCUAUGUCUGUUCAUAUCCAUCCAUCUAUCCAUCUAUCUAUCUAUCUGUGUCUGUUCAUAUUCAUCCAUCCAUCUAUCUAUCCAUCUAUCUAUGUCUGUUCACAUCAUCCAUCUAUCUAUCUAUCUAUCUAUGUCUGUUCAUAUCUAUCUAUCUAUCCAUCUAUCCAUCCAUCUAUCUAUCUAUCUAUGUCUGUUCAUAUUCAUCUAUCUAUCUAUCUAUCUAUCUAUCUAUCUAUCUAUCUAUCUAUCUGUGUCUGUUCAUAUCUAUCUAUCUAUCUAUCUAUCUAUCUAUCUAUGUCUGUUCUAUCUAUCUAUCUAUCUAUCUAUCUAUCUGUGUCUGUUCAUAUCAUUCAUUAUCUAUCUAUCUAUCUAUCUAUCUCAUAUCUAUCUAUCUAUCUGUGUCUGUUCUACAUCUAUCUAUCUAUCUAUCUAUCUAUCUAUCUAUCUAUCUGUGUCAGCAUCUUCAUUAUCUAUCUGUCUAUGUAUCUAUCUAUCUAUCUACGCGUGUUUUUGCUCUAA
Molecule: messenger RNA, 1269 nt
Organism: Acanthosepion pharaonis
Lineage: Eukaryota; Metazoa; Mollusca; Cephalopoda; Sepiida; Sepiidae
Source: the annotation of a GenBank genome assembly